Malaya genurostris is the source of this 186-nucleotide messenger RNA. Its product is annotated as cytochrome c oxidase assembly factor 4 homolog, mitochondrial. Gene Ontology annotation, biological process: mitochondrial respiratory chain complex IV assembly. The transcript is spliced from 2 exons. Gene Ontology annotation, molecular function: copper chaperone activity; copper ion binding. Lineage: Eukaryota; Metazoa; Arthropoda; Insecta; Diptera; Culicidae. The record is from RefSeq and is a predicted model, not a curated record. The coding region runs from base 1 to 186 and encodes 61 amino acids. Gene Ontology annotation, cellular component: mitochondrial intermembrane space.
AUGAGUGAUGUAGAGGAUCCAGUAGAGCAGAUGCUAAAGCGAACAGGUUGUAUAGACCUUCAUUACAAAGUACAGGAGUGCAUUGCUGAAACCGGCGAUUGGCGUAAGUGUCAGGAAGUGGUGAAACAGUUCAAGACUUGUAUGCAGGGUUAUACGGAAAGGCAGAGGCAAAAAUACGAAAAGUGA